AGUGAGGUCGCCUCAAACGCACUGCAUGUGAAACCUUUUUUCUUUUUAAUUUGUAGGUUCGUGAAGAAAGUUUUCUUAAUUAUCGAUUUGAUGAAAUCAGGCAAAUUAAGUGUGUAGACGCUGGUCGGUUUGAAUGCGUUAGAUCCGUGUUCCUGUCUUUUGUCCAUCGGACACUUGACGGUUCUCGUAAAACACAUCAUGGAAUUCAAUUAUCUUUAGGACAAAAUGAGGAUUAUUAUUUGUAAAACAACGUUUUUAUGUCUCUUCCUGUUGGUCAUGGAUGAUGUGUUUGGUGGUGAUACAGAUGUAAUGAAGUCAGUGUCAGUAACUGAGGGAGAUUCUGUCACUCUACACACUGAUGUUACUGAAGUACAGAGAGAUGAUCAGAUACUGUGGAUGUUUGGACCUAAAGAGAAUCGAAUAGCUGAACUCUAUAAACAGAUGAUUGAUAUGUUUAGCAGUAAUGAGACAUUUGGAGACAGACUGCAGUUGGACUCUUUCACUGGAUCUCUGACCAUCAGAAACAUCAGAAGCACAGACUCUGGACUUUAUAAACGACAGAUCCGGAGCGACAGAGGGAACUCGGACAAGACAUUCAAUGUUACUGUCUAUGCUCGUCUGCCUGUUCCUGUCAUCACCAGAAACUCUUCAAACUGUUUUUCAUCAUCAUCAUCAUCAUCAUCAUCAGGAUCAUCAGUGUCCAGUUGUGUGCUGCUGUGUUCAGCUGUGAAUGUGAGUCAUGUGACUCUCUCCUGGUACAAAGGAAACAGUUUAUUGUCCAGCAUCAGUGUGUCUGAUCGCAGCAUCAGUCUCUCUCUACCUCUGGAGGUGGAAUAUCAGGAUAAAAACACCUACAGCUGUGUGCUCAACAAUUCCAUCAGUAACCAGACCAGACAUCUGGACAUCAGUCAACUCUGUCACACAUGUACAGGCUUUUAUGGCAAUUCUGUGAGUGUGACUCCAUCCCUGAUUUAUGCUGUGGUGGGCGUGGCCGCUGUUGCUCUACUUGUUUGUUAUGUCAGGUCUAGAACGGAUUGGAAAAAGAAAAAGCUACCAUCACAACCUCACUGACGCGAUUCUCUCCUAUGGCCAUCAGGUGGCAGUAACUCAUAAUUGUUCAAUCAAAUUCAUGUGCACUUCCCAAUGUAAAUAAAAUAUGGCAAACGUGCUUCUAUGUAGUCUACCAAAAUUCUUGUUUCAUUAAACCAUCAAUUACGCUGUAUGCAAGACUGCAGUCUUAAAUGCAAUGUCAAGCUCCCAUAGCAGGUACAAAAGUUUUCUAAUAGUGGUUUUCAGUUUUGUACCUGCCCCUUUAAACCGUCUG
This is a messenger RNA of Sinocyclocheilus anshuiensis, 1324 nucleotides long. RefSeq lists its product as uncharacterized. The record is from RefSeq and is a predicted model, not a curated record. Lineage: Eukaryota; Metazoa; Chordata; Actinopteri; Cypriniformes; Cyprinidae. The transcript is spliced from 4 exons. The coding region runs from base 226 to 1071 and encodes 281 amino acids.